AUGGAGACAUACAACGGGCUCGUUCGUACGCCAACAGACGCCAUCAUCCUCUUCGAAGCCUGCAGGUUGGGCAUACUCCCUCGAGUCCAGCGGAGAUUGUCAGAGAAAGAGAGACAAUCCAUCAGAUCCGGCUCGGUCUUUGUUUGGGAUGAGCGCGAAGCGGGAAUGCGGCGAUGGACCGAUGGCAAGAGUUGGAGUGCAAGUCGUGUCUCGGGCAGCUUCUUGACUUAUCGGGAAAUGGAAGGCAAAAGAGGAGGAAACUCAUACGUGAAUACGGCCAAUCGAGGCGCCAAAACCCCCGAAAAUGGUCAAGACGAUCCUUCGCAGUCUGGUGAGGGCGAGGAGGGACCCGACGGCUAUCGGUACAAGCCUGAUGGCCUGAUGAAGCAGUCCUUCAGUAUCACCACUUCCCAAGGCCAACACCUACAUCUCAUCAGCUACUACUCCCGAACACAUCCAGCCUCUCAGGUCUUGCGACAGCCAAGCACCGAUCCCAAUCUGGCCUCGAUACAACCCGCGAAAGGCAUGUAUCCAGAAUCCACCAUCAACGAUCAAUCAACGGUCCCUGCCGUCACUCGAUCGCCCAUGUUAGGGGCUCCAGGAUAUGUCAUCUCUCCAGGUGCCCCAGGGUAUCACCGCCCAAGCCCUGGUCCGCCGCAAGCAUAUAUUCCACCCGGCUACAUCCCUCACCCAGCCUACAUCUACCCAAUCAGUCCGAUGCACACCCCUCCUCCCGGACACUAUCUACAGCCAUAUGCUAUUCAGGCCGGCUUGCCCCCUCUUGCAUUCACCCCAGCGCCAUAUCCUCCACCACACCAUCUAUCACUCAGCCAAGCACCACCGUCCUCUUUCGAUCAGCGUCCCUUACGAAACUCAGACUCGAGGUCGUCAAUUCCUCCCCCUUUACCGCCUGCCACUUCCCCGCAGGCUCCCCUGAGCACUUACACUGUCAGCCAACCCCCUCCGCCAGUAUACCAAUCCAGCCCUGCUCCACCAGUCAAUACGCAAGCUCCUGAAGCUGCUAGUGAAAAUGCGGGCACGGGGAUACAAAUAGAUCCGCGCUUGACCACUCCUACUACCUAUGGGGCUGAAACCCAGACGAACGGCGCUAAUGGCAAGAGCGAAGCAAAUCAAUCUGGAACGCAGACCUCUGACACCAUCGCGGUGAGUGCCAGCCAGGCACCCACCAUCACCGCCCUCGUACACAAUAUCGAUACGAAUGUUGCCCCGGCAGAGAAAAGCCAGAGUGAGGCCGAAGCGGACCGACAAGGCAGUACGAGUCCAGGUGGAACCAAGAACGGGGCACCACCGCAAGACAUUCCCAGCGAGAAGCUAGGGUUCCGAGAGGAUAAGAGAGCCCUGAGCAAGCUAGACCGCGUCUUUGCCAAGGUAUAG
Fonsecaea nubica is the source of this 1395-nucleotide messenger RNA. RefSeq lists its product as hypothetical. The coding region runs from base 1 to 1395 and encodes 464 amino acids. NCBI's taxonomy places the organism in Eukaryota, Fungi, Ascomycota, Eurotiomycetes, Chaetothyriales, Herpotrichiellaceae. The record is from RefSeq and is a predicted model, not a curated record. Gene Ontology annotation, molecular function: DNA binding. The transcript has a single exon.